AUGCCUGUGCCAGUGCUUCUGAGAGUCGGCCCAGUGUCGGCUCUCACCCUGUUAUACCUACAUACAAAUAUUACCAAUAUCAUGAUAGUUAAGAGGUUUUGGCACUCACAGUUUUAUCAAAUUCUGACACCAGGUAGAAACAUGGAUCUAGGAAUAGAUAAUGAAGGAUUAGAUUUCCAGCAGUUAGAAGAUUAUAUCUCGGGUGAUAAUAAUAUGAAUCACAAUUCUCAUACAAAUUUAGUUUUCAGUAUUACUGGCUACCAGAGCACUUUUCAAAAUAGAUAUUGCCGUCAAUAUGGACUGUAA
Molecule: messenger RNA, 306 nt
Organism: Lottia gigantea (owl limpet)
Lineage: Eukaryota; Metazoa; Mollusca; Gastropoda; Lottiidae
Exons: 3
Coding region: 1-306 (101 amino acids)
Source: RefSeq, a predicted model, not a curated record